Molecule: messenger RNA, 3492 nt
Organism: Colletotrichum orchidophilum
Lineage: Eukaryota; Fungi; Ascomycota; Sordariomycetes; Glomerellales; Glomerellaceae
Product: SNF2 family domain-containing protein
Exons: 9
Coding region: 1-3492 (1163 amino acids)
Molecular function (GO): ATP-dependent chromatin remodeler activity; ATP binding
Source: RefSeq, a predicted model, not a curated record
AUGGAUCAAAUCAUGGAUCAAGACCCAGGCUUGGAGCAAAGCGUCCAUUCAAACGACAUGAAUGAGGGCUCUGAACUGGCUUUGCAGCCACCACCAGACGAAUUGCAGAUUUAUGCCAUUGAUGACCAAUGGCUGUUGGAUUCUCUUCGGAAUGCUCCUGCUGCAACUGAGAUUCCCGCAAGCUAUUUUGGUGUCGCCGAUUCUGACCUUUUCGUGACUGAGGAUCAUCCUCCCAAGAACGAUUCCGUGACAACUUUGCAUGGAGAGGGCACAGUAGGUCACAUUUCCACGAAUUCGUACCAAAGAAAUGACGGCUUCCGCCACUUUGUCGGCAAUCAAGACACAACCGCCGACAAUGCUUCGGAGUAUGAUCCAGAAACCGAAACUGAGACGGACGAUGACUUGGGGGACGCCCCAUUCUUGGACUUGGAUGAAGAUGGCGGCAGUAAUGAUGCAUCUCGCAUUGCAACUGAGAAGCCGCGCAAGCCGAGGGCCGUCCGGGGUCCUGUGGCCAAAACCGCCAAGCAAUACAUUGCGCGAGACCACCAAAAGAAGCACCAGAAUCUCAAAGAGCAUUUUCGAAAAGAGAUUUCUAAAAAGAGAGCAUUGGGUGGCGGCGAGGUGGACGUUCAGCCACCUAAAGCGAAGAGGCCUAGACGCAGGCCCAACUCCAAGGGAACAGCUCAGCCGCACAGCAACAUGGAUAAUAGUGCAGUUAUUCAGAAGACUGCCGAUAUGUUCCACAAUAUCAGCAGUGUAUCUGUGGCAGCUAGUACUGGCGCGAUCCCUGCAACGUGUCAGGGUAGAGUCACCAAGGCAUCCCGCCUGAAGCAACUUACCCGGGCUGGGACCCAGGGUAAUGACAACCGCCACAGCGGUACCCAAAAGAAGGAUCUCAAAGAAGCGCUGCGCUUUUUGGGUCAUGCCAGGGUGAGGGCCGUUGGAGAAACCGAUUACCACCUCCAGGGUAUGAGAUCGAAUCUUCGAGAUUGCCAAUUGACGCCUGUCGUAUGGAUGGUGAAGCGUGAAAACGCUGAGGCGCCUCCUUUUGGCGGCGUCCUCGCUGACGUUCCUGGCAUGGGGAAGACUGUUAUGUCUCUUGGUUGCAUUGUCGGCAAUCCACCCGGCAGCGAGGACAAGCUGGAAUGGAGCUGUGGUACCUUGAUCAUUGCUCCUAAUCAGGUAGUCGCUGAGCAAUGGGGCGAAGAGAUUCAAAAACACGUCAAAAUCAUCCCCCCUGAAGACGUCUACUUUUUUCGAAGAAGCUCCAACGUCUUGACUAUAGGCACAAUUGCCAAGUUCACGAUCGUGAUAACCACAUACAACGAACUUCUCGCAGAGUUUCCUUCGAAGGAGAAGCUCGAUGAGAUGAGGGAGACGCACGCCGAAGACCCAAUUGCGUAUAAUCAUGAAUUCCAGACGCUAGUUGGCGAGUUGUUUCACAUCAACUGGUACCGCGUCAUAUUGGACGAAGGCCAUCAAAUCAAGAACCUCGAGGCUCGGACUACCCUAGCUUCCCAUCAACUGCGGGCGAAACACUUCUGGGUGUUGAGCGGGACACCUCUUAUCAACCGAGGAAAAGGUGAUCCCCAGUACUCCCUCGGCAUGGGAAUGGUCCAGCUAACACAUGUCACAGAACUUUUCUCUUACUUAAAGCUGAUCGGAGUUGAAGGGCUCACCACUCAGAAGGAAUUCGAGGAAGAGUUUUUGGACACGGACAAUGGCACAGCACGACUUGACGCCUUAGUCAGCCUGAUAUCCUACCGGAGAACCGAAGAGGAUGAGUUCCUAGGCCGAAAGAUACUCGAUCUUCCAGCCUUGACCCCUGGGGAUCAGUGGGUUGAUCUGUCUGCAGAGGAGCGAAUACUCUAUGAUACCAUAGGCAAUCACUACGAAAACAUUCAGCCUCCUCAGAAGCAUGUUGCCGUCCUCCGUCGGAGACAAGCGAUUUCACACCCUUACUGCCUAGAGAAGGCGUUGAGAGAAGACAUCCAAUCCUACAGUCUGAAGCACAUGGCGAGCCGUCUGCGCGAGCUUGAGGGCAAGACACUUAUACUUCAUCAGAUUGGCACUCGUGCUAAGCGACGCGAAGUGCCACCUAUCCCUGAUAAGGGUCAUGCCAGAGCUUUUGGCAAGAAAAAGAGCAAGAAGGAGAUGGACAAGCGACUCAGUAAGCAGCAGGCGGCAGCAAAAGAAGCCCGGAAAGCGAAGUUGAAAGAAAAGGCGGAUGCACAAGUCCGGAACGUUCCCCCGGAGGAACACCAGUUUACCGAUCCUUUCGGCAAAUCCACAUUUGGUCAAACAUUCAGCAUGGCGAGACUCUUGGAACUCACCAGCAUCGAAAAGCUGGUCAACGAGCAGCGAUGCGGCUUGUGCCAGCGCGACCAGAGCAUACUCGAUCCUAUCAUGCUGCCAAAGUGCGAGCACAUGUUUUGCUCGAGCUGUUUUAUGAACAAGGUUUUGAGAUAUCGCAAGAAAACUUGCCCAGUCUGUGACAAAGGCUUUGACGAGUGGAACGACGUCGAAACGCUCAGAAGCGAGGAGGCCCAGUGCAUCAUGUGGGAUGGAGGCGGAGAAGACAACGAUGACACUGCGUCUAUAUCCGGCACGCCAUCCAAAAUCAAGAAGCAGUCUAAAAAAGCGAGCGAGAAGAGGCGUGAGGCCGCCAAGCGGAAGGAGGUGAAGAGGCAGGUCAACGCCAAGUACGGCGCCGAUACCAUGGGCAACCUCCCAGUCAUUGACGUGAAUGAAAAGGCUUAUAUCAGGAUCGGCAUUAACAACCCUGAAGGCGUUCCUUGCCCCAGUUCCAAGCUUACAGCUUGUAAGGACGUUGUCAUCAACUGGCAAAAGGAGCAGCCAGACGACAAGAUCAUUAUCUUCGUUCAGUUCGUCAAGACUGCUACUAUGGCCGGCGUUAUGCUCAACCUGGAGGGCAUCCCAUUUGUCUAUCUGAUGGGAACGAUGACGACGACGGAAAAAUCUAAAGCUGUGGAGGAGUUCAAGAGCGACCCGAAUAUCAAAGUCCUCGUUGCAUCGAUGAAGUGCGGUGGUCAAGCUCUGAACUUGACGUGCGCGAAUCGCGUCAUCCUGAUUGAUGUCUGGUGGAACAACGCCGCCGAGCGGCAGGCAUUCGGCAGAGUCUUCCGCAUGGGCCAGGUGAAGGAGUCCCAUUACGUCCGCAUCCUCGCCCGGGGCACGAUUGACGAAGACAUUCGCAACCUCCAGGAGGAGAAGUGCGAGGAGAUUGAAGAGGUCCUCCAGGACGACGGCCACGUGCCCCAGAUCCUCUCCGAUUACGAGAUCAUGGCCUUGACAGCUCCCAAGGCCUGGGCCGAGCUGAAGGCGAAUUUGCUCCGCGAGAUUAAGGAGGAGGAGGAGGAGGAGGAGGCCGUGGCUGCGGAUGCAGCGUCCAAGGGCGAAGAACCCCAGAUGGCUGACACUCAUCAACAGGCCAUUGGACCCAUACCCCCUUCUUCUGCGUGUUUGCCUUGA